Penicillium lagena is the source of this 792-nucleotide messenger RNA. Its product is annotated as ribose-5-phosphate isomerase RKI1. Gene Ontology annotation, cellular component: intracellular membrane-bounded organelle. The record is from RefSeq and is a predicted model, not a curated record. The transcript has 2 exons. NCBI's taxonomy places the organism in Eukaryota, Fungi, Ascomycota, Eurotiomycetes, Eurotiales, Aspergillaceae. Gene Ontology annotation, biological process: pentose-phosphate shunt, non-oxidative branch; D-ribose metabolic process. The coding region runs from base 1 to 792 and encodes 263 amino acids. Gene Ontology annotation, molecular function: ribose-5-phosphate isomerase activity.
AUGAGUGUCGAAGAAUCCAAGCGCGCCGCCGCCAAAGUCGCCGUCGCAAACCACUACCCCAAGGACGCCAAGUGGGUAGGCAUCGGCAGCGGCACCACCAUCGUCUACGUCGUCGAGGCUAUCAAGGCCGCCGGCCUGGACACCUCGCAGACCCGCUACGUGCCCACGGGCUACCAGUCGCGCCAGCUGAUCAUCAACGCGGGGCUGACGGCCGUCGAGUUCGAUGCCAUCCCCGCCGGCACGGUCCUGGAUGUGGCCUUUGACGGUGCCGAUGAGGUGGACGAUGAGUUGAACUGUAUCAAGGGCGGCGGCGCUUGCUUGUUCCAGGAGAAGAUUGUGGCCAUGCAGGCGAAGCAGUUUAUCUGUCCCCGUCUCUUGUCCAACUGGAAAACCGUCCCCAUCGAAGUCGCCCCGAUCGCCGCGUACCGCGUGCUCCGUAAACUUGCAGCCCUCGGCAGCACCAAUGCCACCAUCCGCACCAACGUCUCGUCGAAGGAGGGCCCACUCAAGACAGACCAGGACUUUUUCAUCAUUGACGCCCCCUUCUCGCCCCUCCUCACCGAGGCCGACGUCGCGGCUGGCAAGGACGGGUCCGGUACUGCUGGUGUCUGGGAGGUGAAGGAGCUCGCGCGCCAGAUCAAGGAGAUUUCCGGCGUGCUCGAGGUCGGUAUCUUUUCGGGUUUAACGGGUCCCCAGGCUCAGGCUGCCGGUGGCAUUGGCGGCCAGCGGCCUGUGGCGGCCUACUUUGGUAUGCCGGAUGGAACGGUGUCGGUUCGCAAGGCGGCUGCUUGA